UGUUCCUAUAGGCUGCCGGCUUUGCGAGUGCUGUGCUAUUGGAAGCUGCGCCCUUUCCUGCACACUCGGGAUCCCGGGGAAGGCGUCUGUGUGCGAGAGUUAAAUCAGGGUGUCGUUGUUGCUUGUAAAGCUGAUUAAACAUGGAGCCGGCCGCUGCAGUGAAGGCAGGAUCUGAUAUGGAUGAAGGUUAUUCUGUGGAUGUUGUACUGUCGGACAGUGAGGAUGAAUGUCCCUUACCUAAAAAGAGAAAUGUGGGGUUACGGGUCGCUCUCCCAUUCACUAACAGAAAGUGUGCCAGCAAGACUAAGACAAAGAACCCGGACUCCUCACUUGUAAAACCAGGCAGAAGGGAUAGUAAGAAACCACCCGCUAGGGUAAAGAAUGAACAGCAAUCCAGCAAGAAAAUAACAGUUCCUGGAUCUGAUUCAGAAGAGGAGAACCCUGCUUCUAACCAGGAAAAUUCAAGUGCUUUGCUGAAAAGGGCAAUGAACAUUAAGGAAAACAAAGCAAUGCUUGCUCAACUUUUGUCAGAACUGAAUUCCAUGCCUGAACUGUUCCCAGUAAAGACGCCUCCCACAACACCCUCAAAGCAGAAAAAGACUCCUCGGAGGACAUUUUCUGAAGGUCAUAUUGAACGGCGUACUAAUCCAAGCAGAAGCGCUCGGCCACCAGAGAACUUUGGUUUGGAGAAUUUCACUAUGUCUGCUAUUAAGUUUGCUGAGCACGUUCAUAAAUAUGGCAAGAAAGCUUUCCUAAAGCGGGCUCUGAGUGAGGAUGAGAGAGAACAGUAUCAGAAGAGGAGACGAUCUUCCAAGAAUGCUGGUGCGCGUGAUGUAGACGAUAUCACAGAGGAGGAGCUGCAAAAUGUCGCGGAUUCCGUUAAAGAUAAAAUUUAUGAUAAAAUUUUGGGUAGUACUUGUCAUCAGUGUCGGCAGAAAACAAUUGACACUAAGACAAUUUGCCGUAAUCCUGGAUGUGGCGGUGUCAGGGGGCAAUUUUGUGGACCCUGCUUGCGAAACCGCUAUGGGGAAGAUGUCAGAGAAGCACUUCUAGACCCUGAAUGGAUAUGUCCACCUUGCAGAGACAUCUGUAAUUGCAGUUAUUGUCGCAAACGUGAUGGCCGUUGUGCAACUGGCAUGCUCAUUCAUUUGGCAAAGUUCUCUGGUUAUGAUAAUGUGAAAGAAUAUCUGGAGAGUUUAAAGAAACAAAUGGAGGAUGAAGACUGACCAGCUGCAAACAGCUCCUAGAACUAAUCCCAACGGCCGUUUCUACUUAUGGCUAAUAAACAGUGUAUGUGCGUAUAUGCACAGUGCAGAAGUAUUUUAGCAACACUUUAAAGGAGAAGGAAAGGCAGCGUACACUUGGGGGGGGCAAAUGUUAGGCACCCCCAAGUGAUUGUAUUUACUUACUUGAAACCCAGGGCUGGUGCUCCUUUCAGGAGAAAACUA
Messenger RNA from Xenopus laevis (African clawed frog), 1448 nucleotides. RefSeq names its product cell division cycle associated 7 like L homeolog (gene cdca7l.L). The transcript has 8 exons. The coding region runs from base 141 to 1226 and encodes 361 amino acids. NCBI's taxonomy places the organism in Eukaryota, Metazoa, Chordata, Amphibia, Anura, Pipidae. Gene Ontology annotation, biological process: regulation of DNA-templated transcription. The record is from RefSeq and is a predicted model, not a curated record. Gene Ontology annotation, cellular component: nucleus; cytoplasm.